Plasmopara halstedii is the source of this 822-nucleotide messenger RNA. RefSeq names its product IQ motif, EF-hand binding site. The record is from RefSeq and is a predicted model, not a curated record. The transcript is spliced from 3 exons. Lineage: Eukaryota; Oomycota; Peronosporomycetes; Peronosporales; Peronosporaceae. Bases 1 to 822 code for a protein of 273 amino acids. Gene Ontology annotation, molecular function: protein binding.
AUGCAUAGACGCCAAGAAAAGUUAGAUCAACAGUAUUGGCAACGUUAUGAAUUGCGAAUCGCAGCUGCAAGACAAAUUCAGCGCGUCUUCCGCGGUUGGCGUGCACGGCAACGCGUUGUGCACCGAGUGCGAGUCGACAUGGAGCAUUUAAUUGCCGACAUUCAGCACCAACUCGACGGCGAGUGGUUGUUGCUUGGACUUGCAGCGGCAAAAAUACCGUCUUUCUCGUUAGACUGGGGACCUGACGCUAAGCUGCGGUUGCCACGCAUGGAGGACUUGCUUUUCGGCGUUUCAAUAAACUUUCCGAUCAGCGAUAUAAACUAUGAACAGCAAGGUGAACUUAGCAGCAGUCCAAGCGAAAAUGAGCAAGCUACCAGUCCAAGUUGCUCGCGGAAGUCGACAGUUGAUUUGAUGUCGCCGGACAAGGGUCUGUCGAUUGCACCAGUUGUCGGCAGCGCGUCUGAAAGCCACCAACCCACUAGCGACAUCGAUGUUAUCGACACAGAAAGUUUACGUAGUUUCAGGGACAGCUCGAACACCAGCUCGCAUGACGAGUGCAUCGACUUACGCGACACUGCCAUUCAAGCUGAACCGCCAGUGAGCGCUGAAGCGAAGCAUAUUAAGAGUCAAGAAGGCAGCAAGUGCAAUCACAGGACCGAUAACCAGUUGGCGAGUGUGCAAAACAUUCUUCGGGUGAAAACACCAUCCGAAAUUAUUUUGCUUGAGCUCGAGUGGGCUCGUCAGGCACUACUUGAUAGGCGAAAGUAUUUAAGAUCUAAGAGGCGUGUCGAAAAAGCUGCUCCGACUCAAGAAGCGAAGUGA